AAUCACUAUCAUCUUUCUUUGUUUAGAAUGGAAAUUAUGCCAGUAGAAACUAAAAAACGAAUUCAUGAGUUUUCUUAUGCAUAGAAAGUGUCUAAUUAAAUUUCUCCUGAUAAAUCACAGAUAAAACUUAAUGAAACAUUAUUUAAAGCAAAAAUACUGGAAAAAUAAUCUUGUACAUUAAUCAAGGAUAUUUAAAAAGACCUUUUAAUGAAAAUUAAGAAAUACGAUUCGAUGCUAAAAAAAAACAGCACAUUUAAAAAUAUAUCAAAUUCUUAACCAACUUCUCCACCGUUAAAAAAUAAUUAAGAGAAGAAUUUAGAAGUUACUUUACAGAAAAAUCAAAUCAAACAUAUAGGAGAAAAAAUGUUAACUGAAUUUGUUCAUUAAAAGAGCCCAAAUCAUUUUCAUCGAGAAUCUCUUCCUGUAUAUAAACUUGAAGAAAAAUUAUUAAAUUUCACAAAAGAAAAGGAUUUAUUUUCUUCAUAGGAUAUUUCUCCUAUCAAAUAAGAAUAAAAUAUUAAUGAAAUUUGUAUUAGAAGAAACAACACAUAAAAUGCAACGCCGAAAUAAAAAAAAUCAACUGUUAAAGAAUUUUUUGCUAGCUAAGCAAAAUUACAUGUAAGUAAAUCAACCUCAGCAAAUAAAAAUAAUUUAUUUGAAUCGAAUAAUUAAGUUUAAUCUUCAAAAGAAGCAUAAUAAAUAAAAAAAAAUGAUAUUAAAAGAGUUUAAUCAAGUAAUAAAAAAUCUCAUGAAAUUACAGAUUAUACAAUCAAGCCAAAACAUAAGGAUGCAGAAAAUAAUAUUAAAAAUAGAAUUAAAAAAGAUACAAAGUAGAGAUAGAGUAUUGAUCUUAGCGUCAAUACAGAUUUAAAGGAUAUAAUUCACAUCAUUAAUGAUUUAGAUUUAUGCAGUAAUCGAUUUAAAAAGAAGUAAUGA
This is a messenger RNA of Paramecium sonneborni, 936 nucleotides long. The record is from the annotation of a GenBank genome assembly. NCBI's taxonomy places the organism in Eukaryota, Ciliophora, Oligohymenophorea, Peniculida, Parameciidae.